Molecule: messenger RNA, 877 nt
Organism: Hibiscus syriacus
Lineage: Eukaryota; Viridiplantae; Streptophyta; Magnoliopsida; Malvales; Malvaceae
Exons: 5
Coding region: 1-810 (269 amino acids)
Biological process (GO): peptidyl-proline hydroxylation to 4-hydroxy-L-proline
Cellular component (GO): endoplasmic reticulum
Molecular function (GO): procollagen-proline 4-dioxygenase activity; L-ascorbic acid binding; iron ion binding
Source: RefSeq, a predicted model, not a curated record
AUGCCAUUUGGCUUUUUCUUCUUAUACCGGAAUAGAGAGUGCCUGUUGCGUUCGGUUCACGGAAUUGUAGAAGAGUAUUUUCGUCAAUGGCGGAGGCAGGAACAAAGAAGAAAAUUAGGGGACAGAACCAAAGCCAGAACAACGGCAAAGUGGCCUUUCGUUAAACCCAAACUCGAACUCCAGGUUACUCGCCUUCAAGACAACGAUCUUUUCACCGUGCAGAAUUUCUUCACAUCUGCUGAAUCAAAGGGAUUUAUUAGAACUGCAGAGUCAAUUGGUUUUGAGCACCAAGGAGGUCUUGGUCCGGCAAAAGGCGAAGCCUACCGAGACAAUGACCGAAUAUCUGUUAAUGAUCCUAAACUUGCAGACACUAUAUGGCAGUCUGGACUUGGCCAAUUAUUCUCUGAUAUUAAAAUUAGGGGGAAGGUUGCUGUUGGCUUGAAUCCCAAUAUUAGAUUAUACCGGUAUAAGGUUGGUCAGCGUUUUGGACGGCAUUUUGACCAAAGUGUUGAUCUUGGAAAGGGAAAGCGCACCCAUUAUACAUUAUUGAUAUAUUUAAGUGGCGGGCCCGAAACCAAAGGUAAAAGUGAUUCAAACAACUCGAAGGAUUCUGAAUCAGAGCCUCUAGUUGGAGGGGAGACUGUCUUCUAUGAUUCAUGGAAUGGUGUUGCAGCAGAGGUUGCUCCUGCUGAAGGAAUGGCUCUCCUACACAUUCAUGGUGACAAAUGCAUGCUGCAUGAAGCUCGAAAUGUCUCCAAGGGUAUCAAAUAUGUUUUCAGAUCAGAUGUGGUAUUUGCUUUUGGACCGUAGUUUUCGGAUUGUGAAGGUUCGUGAAUUUCCUCUAUUAAUGGUAGAUCAGUUGUAGCAAUGCCUUUUC